GGCUCGGCCGCCUGGGGCAGCGCAAUGUCAGCAGCAGAACUGCGACCAACGGAGGUUUCUCCAUCAUCAAAUUCAUCCAGCUCCUUUGAGGCAGUAGAAACGGAUACAGCAAAUAAAUAUGAGCCGGUUUACCCACACUGGUUUUAUUGCAAAGUAGCGGAUGCCAGAGAAAGAUGGAUUCCCUUUAGCGAACAAGAUUCAGAGAAAUUAGAACAUUUUUACCAAUCUAGUAAAGACUGUGAGGAACUGGUUGUCCCGACAGAAGGGGGCCGGUAUGAUGUGCAUUUGAAGGAGAGGCUCCGUUGUGCUGUCUACUGGGAGGAAGAGGACUCUGAAGUCCGGCGCUGCACUUGGUUUUACAAAGGAGAAAAAGACAACAAAUAUAUUCCAUACUCUGAAAGCUUCAGUGACGAGUUGGAGGAAACAUAUAUGAUCUGUGUCACACUAGAUGAGUGGAAGAAGAAAUUAGAGUCCCCUUCUAGAGAAAUAAUAAUUUUGCACAACCCGAAGCUGAUGGUCCAUUACCAUCCAGUAGCAACCACAGAUGACUGGGGUGCGAGUCCCACAGAGCAAGGCCGACCAAGAACCGUGAAGAGAGGAGUGGAAAAUAUCUCUGUUGAAAUCCCUAGUGGAGAGCCUCUGCAAAUAGAUCAUUUGGUUUUUGUUGUACAUGGAAUUGGACCAGCCUGUGAUAUUCGGUUCCGUAGCAUUGUUCAGUGUGUCAAUGAUUUCCGCAGUGUCUCAUUGAGCAUGUUGCAAGCACACUUCAAGAAAGCCCAGGAGCAGCAACAAAUUGGCCGAGUCGAAUUCCUUCCAGUGAACUGGCACAGUACUUUACAUACCGGGGUGGAUGUGGACUUGGAAAGAAUCACCUUGCCAAGCAUCAACCGCCUGCGUCAUUUUAUCAAUGACACCAUCCUGGAUGUUUUCUUCUAUAACAGCUCCACCUACUGCCAGACCAUUGUAGACACCGUCGCUUCCGAAAUGAACCGCCUCUAUCUCCUCUUCUUGCAAAGGAACCCUGACUAUAAAGGGGGAGUUUCAAUAGCAGGUCACAGUUUAGGGUCGCUUAUAUUGUUCGAUCUUCUCACUAAUCAAAAAUGUGCUGCUGAGAGAGAAGAUAAUAACAAGGGAUCCCAUCCGCCAGCAUCCAGUGGAGAAGGCCUUGGGUCGAUAAAGGACAUCUUGAAGGAACUUGAGCUUUCUGAAUAUUACUCUGUGUUUGAGAGGGAGCAUGUGGAUAGAGAAGCGCUGGCCUUGUGUACAGAAAAGGAACUUAAAGAGAUGGGAAUUCCUUUGGGACCCAGAAUGAAAAUCCUGCACUACUUAAGGAACAAAAGCAGCAACCAGGAUUCCAAGAGAGAGAGGCCUGCAGCAGCUUGGGAAGAUGGAGAUGUCAAGCAGGAGGCGCCUGCAGAACCCACAACUUUGAAGUCAAAUUGCCAGUGUCGGGAUGUUGUGACAGGACAGGUCUCUGCCAAUUACCCUCAGCUGAUCUACAAGCCGCAGAUCUUCUUCGCCUUUGGCUCUCCUAUUGGGAUGUUUCUCACUGUACGAGGAAUCAAAAGGAUCGAUCCGAUGUACAGCCUGCCUACCUGCAAAGGUUUCUUCCAUAUCUUUCAUCCCUUUGACCCAGUGGCAUACAGGAUUGAGCCCUUGAUUGUCCCCGAUGUGGAUUUUGAACCUAUGUUGCUUCCUCAUCACAAAGGCAGGAAGAGGAUGCAUUUAGAGCUGAAGGAGGGCCUCACACGGAUGAGCACCGACAUAAAAAACAACUUGCUCGGUUCUUUGAGGAUAGCCUGGCAGUCAUUCACCAGGGCCUCGUUGCCGGCUGUGGAGGCAGGGGCCACCGGAGAUGCUGAACAUGAAUUGGAAACCGAAGCCAGUUCAGAGAAGCCAACCGAAGGGAAACCCGAAGAGCCAGCUGUACCAGUGAAUGAAGAACCCACACCGAUUAACGUGGGCAUGCUUAAUGGGGGUCACCGCAUUGACUAUGUGUUGCAAGAGAAACCUAUUGAAAGUUUUAACGAAUAUUUGUUUGCACUGCAAGGCCAUCUCUGCUAUUGGGAGUCGGAGGACACAGUGCUGUUGCUGCUGAAAGAGAUCUACCAAACGCAGGGCAUCAGCCUAGACCAGCCUCUCCUGUAAAGCCAGACUGACACGCUGCAUCAGUCUAGUUACCAAAUAUGUACUCCCAAGUGGAAGCUUGUCAAGACUUCCUG
Euleptes europaea (tarantolino) is the source of this 2222-nucleotide messenger RNA. RefSeq names its product DDHD domain containing 2 (gene DDHD2). Gene Ontology annotation, molecular function: metal ion binding; triacylglycerol lipase activity; protein binding. Lineage: Eukaryota; Metazoa; Chordata; Lepidosauria; Squamata; Sphaerodactylidae. The transcript is spliced from 18 exons. Bases 25 to 2148 code for a protein of 707 amino acids. The record is from RefSeq and is a predicted model, not a curated record. Gene Ontology annotation, cellular component: COPII-coated ER to Golgi transport vesicle.